AAAUAACACUGUACAGUAAACAUGCGUGCCAUAUCGUUAGUAAACCGACUUGAGUUUGAUUUCGGUGGCAACGUUCUUCGAAAUGCUAUCACUUUGAGGGACGUUGACAAUGACGGAAAUUACGAGCUGAUUGUCGGAAAUGAAAAGGGCGAAGUGGUUAUUUUCAAAGGCAAAGAAAAAUGGCAAACAAUUAACAAUUUAGGUUUUGUAUGCUGUUUAGCCGUCGGUGAUAUUUUUAAUCAAAAUAGGAAUAGUUUAGUCAUAAUUACUGGAGAUGGAUGGUGCCACAUUUACGAUAGUCCUGAAUCGAGGAACACCACGGAAAGUGUAGAUACGGUCGAUGGGCAAAUACUAUCUGGGGAAAGUUACGAAAGUUAUACGAGUGAUUCCUUAACUGCCAAAUCCUCCAGACGCAGGAACAUCAAUAAGAAGCAUCUUCAGCGAGUCCAUGUACAAAGAAUACCCGCCAAUACUAAAUAUAUUUUAUUAGAUGACAUCGAUGGUGACGGGUGCAUCGAAAUGGUUUUGGGCCUGACGGAUCGAGUGAUUCGGUCUUACAGAUGGUUCGAUCCGUUCCAUCCUAACAAAGCGGUCAUCAAUGUACCAAACACCAAGAUCAGAACAGCCGAUUGUAAAUUAAUUGGAUUGAACAAAUGGGAAUGUGCCAAGCAGAUAGGUUCAGUAACCUUGCAUCACGACAACGAAAACAGACCGUCGCUGUUGAUUGCGCAACCUGGAGGAACUUUUAUGCGAAUUCGGUACCAGCACGAUGAUAAUGGCGAGAUGAGCGAUUCCAGCAAUUCACAGAGCGAAUAUCUUACCGGUUCCUUCAUUGAUUAUCAGUUUUUGGGAUUGUCAAGAAUGCGAAAUCACAAUAUUUCAACUGAAAUUGUUGGCAAUCUAAAGACGAAGAAAGGGGACUGCAAGGAGUUUCCGUAUGCUGUGGCUACGCUUGAUGGUACUAUUAUGUUGGUACAGGAUGAAAUCAUUUUGUGGGAAAUCGCUGUCGAUCAUCAGGUCUUUGCCUUAACCAAACUCGAUGUCACUGGUGACGGAACUGAUGAUUUGGUGGCCUGCAGCUGGGAUGGAAACACUUAUAUUUUAGACCAGGAAAAACAUUCAGUACAAUUUCAGUUGGGCGAAUCCGUGCAGGCGUUUGACACGGGCUUCUAUAAUUUGGUGGCCGGCGAAAUACCUGUUACAUGUUUCGUUUACGUGACUUUCCGCAAUAGCGUUCUUCUGUAUUACGAUAUACCUUUGAAAGAGAUGAUCUGUAGGAAGUUCACGGUUGAUUUAGAGAGGAUCAAGGAUGUAUUCGCUAGUGAGAACGCUGAGGAAAGGGAUACAAUGGUGGCAACUCUAUCCAAUAACGAAAAUGACAAGAGACGAUUAGUGGAGUAUUUGUUGUAUGGUGUGCAUAUGUAAAUAACGGAUUGACAAAAUCAAUUAUGUAUAGCUUUUUGGCAUUUAUGUUGGUUUUAUUAAAUUUUUUGGGAAAUGUAUUACAAACAUUUUUCUAAGAAACUGUCA
Nicrophorus vespilloides is the source of this 1530-nucleotide messenger RNA. Its product is annotated as integrin-alpha FG-GAP repeat-containing protein 2-like. Bases 22 to 1425 code for a protein of 467 amino acids. Gene Ontology annotation, biological process: regulation of TOR signaling. Gene Ontology annotation, cellular component: KICSTOR complex. The record is from RefSeq and is a predicted model, not a curated record. Lineage: Eukaryota; Metazoa; Arthropoda; Insecta; Coleoptera; Silphidae. The transcript has 7 exons.